Messenger RNA from Microbotryum saponariae, 854 nucleotides. Lineage: Eukaryota; Fungi; Basidiomycota; Microbotryomycetes; Microbotryales; Microbotryaceae. The record is from the annotation of a GenBank genome assembly.
AUGAUUGAAGGAACUACGCUACGAUGUGGUAGACACGCAAAACAGGUCGUCGCAGUCUGCUUCAGGAAGCAGAGUCACGUGCUCUUCAAUGGAACCUCGGCGAACGUAGACGAAACGCACUGUCGCUGGCCGACCCGUGCUGAAACAGCGCUAGCUAGCUGGGACGCGCUGGACCGAGAGCUGCCUAUGACGUCACGCCAGAUGGUUCCCUUUGACGUUCUUUGACGUUCUUUGACGUUCUUUGUCUCCCUGGUUUGUCUUUCGUUCUCUGACGUUCUUUGACGUUCUUUAGCCACACAGUUCUUUUUAGAUAGUUUAAGGAGGAUCAGCGCUGUAUACUCAGAAUCUCCAGAGGUGCCGUGAGAAGUCAGUUAUCACGGUCGAAAAGUCAGGGGCCUCAUCGAUCGUCGACGCGUCGAGGCGCGCGAGUUCGCGCAUCGACGUUGGUCUCCUUCCGCAUCUCGCCCCCGGCCCGGACGCCGAAGUCACCACCUCCUUUCGACAAUGGAACAUUGUUUCAAGAAGGGGGAAAAUCUCUACGAAAAGAAGGAGCUCACGGAUGCAGGCUAUCGAUAUGCGCUUGAUGACCAGAACCAGCUCGACGUUCCGUAAGUCUGACACGCGUCGUUGGCACGUCGUGUGCAAGACAUGAGGUCACGGAUGAUAAGGACGAUAGUGACUCGGUGGCGACGAAGUCGGUGCCAUUAUCAUUCCGCCACAUUUUCCCAACGUACAGGACGUCCAAUCAAGUGCAGGGUCCGGGCCCGACUCCAGGGUGCGGACGAUAGGGCCAAGCGCGACACGAUCUGUGGCCUCUGCAAAAGGCCCGGACACAACCGAGUUACAUGCGAUAG